AUGACCAUCAAGGUUGGUAUCAAUGGUUUCGGCCGCAUUGGUCGCAUGGUGUUCCAGUCACUGUGCGAAGAAGGUCUUCUUGGCACGGAGAUCGACGUUGUUGCUGUUGUCGACAUGAACACGGACGCUGAAUACUUUGCGUACCAGAUGAAGUACGACACAGUGCACGGCAAGUUCAAGUACACCGUGACGACGGCGAAGAGCAACCCCUCUGUGGCUAAGGAUGACACAUUGGUGGUGAACGGACACCGUAUCUUGUGCGUGAAGGCGCAGCGUAAUCCUGCAGACCUCCCAUGGGGCAAACUCGGCGUGGAGUAUGUGAUUGAAUCCACCGGUCUGUUCACGGCCAAGGCGGCAGCAGAGGGUCACCUGCGUGGUGGUGCGAAGAAGGUGGUGAUCAGCGCCCCUGCCUCUGGUGGUGCCAAGACACUUGUGAUGGGCGUGAAUCACCAGGAGUACAACCCCCGUGAGCACCACGUUGUGUCGAACGCGUCGUGUACCACCAACUGCCUUGCCCCCAUUGUGCACGUGCUUGUGAAGGAGGGCUUUGGUGUGCAGACUGGUCUCAUGACGACAAUCCACUCAUACACAGCGACCCAGAAGACAGUGGACGGUGUGUCUGUGAAGGACUGGCGUGGCGGGCGUGCUGCGGCUGUUAACAUCAUUCCAAGCACCACAGGCGCCGCAAAGGCUGUCGGUAUGGUGAUUCCGAGCACACAGGGCAAGUUGACCGGUAUGUCAUUCCGUGUGCCCACACCCGACGUGUCUGUGGUGGACCUCACCUUCACCGCGACGCGCGACACAAGCAUCAAGGAGAUCGACGCUGCCCUGAAGCGUGCCUCUAAGACCUACAUGAAGGGUAUCCUUGGCUACACGAACGAAGAGCUUGUGAGCACCGACUUUAUCAACGACAACCGCAGCUCCAUCUACGACUCCAAGGCGACGCUGCAAAACAAUCUGCCCAACGAGCGCCGCUUCUUCAAGAUUGUGUCGUGGUACGACAACGAGUGGGGAUACUCCCACCGUGUGGUGGACCUUGUCCGUCACAUGGCUGCAAAGGACCGCUCGGCCAAACUUUAA
Messenger RNA from Trypanosoma theileri, 1080 nucleotides. RefSeq names its product glyceraldehyde 3-phosphate dehydrogenase. Gene Ontology annotation, molecular function: NAD binding; oxidoreductase activity, acting on the aldehyde or oxo group of donors, NAD or NADP as acceptor; NADP binding. Gene Ontology annotation, biological process: glucose metabolic process. The record is from RefSeq and is a predicted model, not a curated record. Lineage: Eukaryota; Euglenozoa; Kinetoplastea; Trypanosomatida; Trypanosomatidae. The transcript has a single exon. The coding region runs from base 1 to 1080 and encodes 359 amino acids.